Salpingoeca rosetta is the source of this 252-nucleotide messenger RNA. RefSeq lists its product as uncharacterized. The record is from RefSeq and is a predicted model, not a curated record. The coding region runs from base 1 to 252 and encodes 83 amino acids. Lineage: Eukaryota; Choanoflagellata; Craspedida; Salpingoecidae. The transcript is spliced from 2 exons. Gene Ontology annotation, cellular component: EKC/KEOPS complex.
AUGGAUUACAGGCUACGACUGCGUGUGCCGUUCGCAAGUGCCCAAGAUGCGAGCAUUGCAUUGAACACACUUGUUGUGGACAAGGAACCCAAGCCAGAUAUCUGCAGGCGAACCAUGGACGUCCAAGACAACACACUCCUCGUAACCUUUGAAGCAACGGAACUGCGAACGCUACGCGUGGCCUCAGCAUGGUUCAUGGACAUGCUGCAGCUCACAUGUGAAACCAUCGAUGCCUUCUCUCUUCCCGCGUGA